CGGUAUUUUUUAUCGUCCUUGUCAUUGCUUCAUCAGUCCGCUAGAAUUCAGUCCGUCGCGUAAAUUAGGCGUCGUUUAUCUCAUCGCGACAGCCUCCCCGUUCUUCUUAGACUGAAAUAUCUACUGUCAAUCACCUUCGUGUCGCAGACAGUCGCGUGCGAUGGGCACAGUAACGGACGACAGACCUGGCGACGGUCCCGCAGCCCGCGAUGCCUCCGCCACCCCGGCCACCGCCAUCGCUGCGGCUUCCGGAAAGCGCAAAGAGCGGGAGGAAGGCCCGGGGGACGGCGUGGACGCGGGGCAGCAGAGGGAGAACCGCGAAACCGGGGGAACGGCGGAAGCAGCGGUCGGGCGGAGUGCGGGGGAAGCGGCGGAAGGGCGGAGUGUUGGGGGAGCAGAAACGGGCGGAAGGGGAGUGGAAGCGGGGGCGGGAGCGGGAGCGGAAGCGGCGGAUCUGGGUCCAGUGGUGGGACCGGCGAUGCCUAAGGCGAAGAAGAAGAAAAAGCCGCUGGAGUUCGAACGAGUGUACCUGGACGCGCUGCCGAGCGCUGAGAUGUAUGAAAAGAGCUACAUGCACCGAGACUGGGUGACACACGUGGCCGUCUCAGAUGCUGAUUUCAUCAUCACAGGCAGCAGGGACGGCCACCUCAAGUUCUGGAAGAAGAAGGCAGUGGGGGUGGAAUUCGCAAAGCACUUCAGAGCACACCUGGGGCCGGUGGAGGGCUUGCA
Molecule: messenger RNA, 729 nt
Organism: Closterium sp. NIES-67
Lineage: Eukaryota; Viridiplantae; Streptophyta; Zygnematophyceae; Desmidiales; Closteriaceae
Source: the annotation of a GenBank genome assembly